ACGAGUAUUGAAGAGAUUGUCAUCCAAGUGCCUGGCAUACCCUGAAUUGAACCUUGAAAGCGUCCAACACGUUUUUACUACGCUUCCUGCACCUCGCCUCCGACGACAAUCCGAGCUGGCGUCUAAGGUAGAAAUCGUAGCGUUUGGGAGCACAUAAAAAGUGUCACCGCGAGAACUUCCAGAGAGUAAAGCUACUAAGUUAGUGGCGCCCUCCUCAUGUGGGCCGGUAUGUAAAUAAACUACUUGUGCCGCUCUUGUAAACAAAUUACAUAUGUUGCUUUCGCUAGUGAUUGCGAGUGAAAGUACGUAAGCUAAGUGAGUCAGAUUUUAUUUAUUGUUAUAAAUUGUUACAGCAUAUAUUUUUACGAGAUUCAACAUAUAAUUAAAUUGUUGAAGUUUAAAAUGGGAGACAUCGCCGGCACCAGUUAUGAAUUAAAUCAUAUGGAAAAUAUCAUGGUAUGGCGUAUGGAAAAUAAUGUCUCUUGUGGCACGAUAGUAUUGUGAUUACUGUUUCUGCAUAUUUCAUCUUCAAAAUUUGUAUAAGAAAUGUCGUCAGCGAGUGACGAGCGUAGCGAUGAAACCAGUGAAGACAGAAGCGAGGAGUCUGCUGAACAAAACGAAAAUGAGCCGAAAUCCGGACAAUGCAAUUUUUUCGUUGCCCGCAAAAAGAGAUUCUGCAAAAUGACAGUUCGUAAAGGUGAAAAAUUUUGUGGCGAACACAGAAAUCCCGAUGUAUUCAAGGAAAAUGAUCUUGUUAUUCGUGUGCCAUGCCCCCUUGACAAUAAACACACUUGUUAUGCUCAUUUACUAAAGAAACAUAUGAAGAAAUGCAAUGCAAGAUGUCUGAAUCAACCAGAUUAUGUAAUGAAAAAUAUUAAUCGUGGUAUGAACCCUUGUGAAACUUCUGUGAAGGUAACUUUAUCAUCAGUUGAAAAUGAUGUGAUUACUCAACUAAUAAAGAAGAUAAAAUUGGCAGUUGUUCCAGCUGUUAAAACGGACAUAUGCAACCAUCCUGUACUUUCAGAGGAGUUAAGCAAUGAUCAAUAUGGUGCUUCAACUCGUAAACACUUAUUGCAAAAUUCAUCCUUAUUAGGUCAUCUAUCAAAUUUGGGUGUCUUGAAUCCAGAGACAUGUUUUAUUGAAUUUGGUGCUGGGAGAGGUCAAUUAAGCUAUUGGAUUGGUGAAGCAAUGUCACAACAGGGGAUGCCUUGUCUUCUGGUACCUGUGGAUCGUGCUAACAAUAGGCACAAGUUUGAUAGCAGACAUCGGAAUGAAGAUGCAGUCAAGAUACUUCGCUUGCGUGUAGAUAUUGCUGAUUUGUGUCUUGCAAGAGUACCUGAAAUAAAAGAUAGUGGAUCAAUAGUUGCUAUAUGUAAACAUUUGUGUGGAGAUGCUACUGAUCUUGCACUACGAUGUUUGGCAUCUUCAAAUUUAAGCAACAUAUCAGGGAUAAUAAUGGCGCCAUGUUGUCAUCAUCGUAUUGAUUGGAAUACUUACGUAGGUCAAGAGUUUCUUCAGGAUCAUAACUUCAGUGUAGAGGACUUCCAGUUGAUGUCCAGUCUGGCCAGCUGGGCUACAUGUGGUCAAUCAAACUUCAACAGAGGAAAAGAGUGUAAACCAACAGACAGACUUGCUGGUUUGAACGUUAGUCCUCAAGAAUGUGAAGACAUUGGUCGCAGAUGCAAGCUUCUGUUUGAUUGUGGUCGUUUGCGAUACUUGGAAAAGUUUGGAUAUAAAUGCAAAAUGGUGUACUACACUGAUAAAAAUGUUUCUCCAGAAAAUGUAUGUUUGAUUGCAUCAAGCAAUCCAUUGGAUAUUGAUUUUCUGAACUUGUUCUAAUUUGAGGGCCAAAAACUAGAAUGUUUGCAUCCAACAAUUCAUUUCAUUAUGUGUUUAAACUGAUUUUACUCAUCAGUGGGAAAAAUAAUCAUAGUCCUAAUUUAGCAGUUCUGUUCUUGAAUUUUGAGACAGUUUCUUUCUAAUGAAUUUGCAAAUAUAUUUUAUUGCAUUUAGUGACACAUGUUUAUCAUAAUUUUUUAAAUUAAUUGACAAAUCUGAUGUAAUGAGAUAUAUUUAGCAGUGAAAUUAAUUUUGAUUUAAUUAUGUUGACUAUGCAAUUGUUAAAUAUUAAUUUUUAUUAGUUUAUUUUUAUGCUCAAUUGCAUUUACCAGUAUGUUAAAAAGUGACUGUGAUAAAUUUAUUUCCAAUUUUGGGUAACAAAAUUGAAUUUUAUUUUUUACACAUUUGAUAGCAUUUAAUGACAAGGACGCACUUAUGAUAGUUUUUCAAUUGUUUUCAUGGAAAAUUUAUAGGACAUCUGAAAAUGAAUUCAGACAUUGAUUUUAUUAUGAGUUAACCACAGAUAUGUAUAUUGCCGCAAAAUAACUUCAAUUUUUUUGGAGUAAAAAAAUUAAUAGGUAGCUACACCACGGGUAGAAAAUUCAGACGGUAUAAGGUAAUCAGAAAGAUCCCCUACUCUGUUUCUGUCUCCGCAUCUCCCCAUCUGUUACUGUGUUUUUGGCCUUCUGUCCCAUUGCUUUCGAGCACUGACUUGCGUCUUCGAUGGGACUUCUCCUUUGGGUGGGACUUGCCCUUUUGAUAAGACUCGCCCUAUCGAUGGGACUUGCCCUUCAAUGGGACUUGUCCUUUUGAUGAGGACUUCUCCUUCUGAUGGGAUCGCAGCUGAGUGAGGACCAUUGCAGCUUCUGACAUCGAGCUCUCAGAUAGCGGACGAUUGCUCUUAUACAACAAAAACGGAGUGAACGGUCGAUGUGAGAGUGAAUAGUAGGAAGACUUCGUUGAAGAUAAUCUUAUACCGCCAGAAUUUUCUAUUGGUACUAAAGCAAUAUGUUGGAUGUACGUUUGCUGAACUUUUUUAUUUUGGACCAAAAAGUAUAGUACUUUUGUGUUGCAUUUGCAAUUGUUUAAUUACAAUCAGAAGCUGGUUUGGUACAGCUUCAUGAACUUUGUUUCUUGUAUUUGAUCAAUAUGGUGUGCAUCUUAAGGAGAUUUUGGAAGUUCUUUUGUUUUUUAUUAAGUGACAUUUUUUUUCAUUGAAAGCAUUGAUUGUAGAUUUUUGGAUCUAAUUUAAUGUUUAUUGAGUAUAGAUUUUUGGAAUUUGAUUUAAGUAUUGUUGGUAUAAAUUGAAAAGUAUAAUUCAGAGGCGAGGCGUUUGGUCAUCAAUAGAUGAUUCAAUCACCUAACAAAAUAAAAAAAUGCAAUUUAAAUAUUUUAGAGAAGAAAUGGAUAUUGGUAAAAAACCAGAUAUUUUAGACAUUUUUGUAUGCAGAUAAAACAGUAGAGAAAAUUCAACCCAAGUGAUUAUUUGGAUACAGUGCUCAUCACGUCCUGCGGAACAUCACAAAAUCCAUCAGUCAAUCCAAAUCCAACACCCUUUCAUUAGUAUGUUGAGUGCUGAAAAAGCAGUAACUUGUCAAUUACCAAUUUACUAUGGACCCUUUUUGAAUUUGCUGCGUGGAAUAUGGAUGAGUUCUUGCAAAACAUGCGAUAAACAUAAUAAAUUGUAAUAAUGCAAAAUAUAUCUUUAAAUAAUUACUAUUCAGUUUUAUUGAACGAAUUUCAGUUCUGCUUGCACUUCGUUUUCAAUGCCCAUGAAGCCAUUUCAAUUUUAACACUGCCCUUAGGAGACCAGGAGAUUUAUCUGGAAAUAACACCACCCCGCAAUAUUCCGAUCUUCUGACCACCCAUCCCUUUAGGAAGAUAGACCCAGGUACUUGAUUAAUCUGGCGAUGACCUCGCAAAAAUUCCACGCCUCGCCACUGGUUUAGUUGUAUCCAACACUUUGUUGGAUGGUUUUGAAUUUGAAUUAGAGAGGAGGAUGGACUAUACUACAACUGUGAUGGACACAGAGUUUUACUGAUUACAUUUUAUGAAGUUGAUAAUUGUUUGACAGAACAUUUACUGUGAUUACUUAUUAGUCAUUAAGACUACUUAUUCAAUUGUUCCUGUGGAAUUUUAUUUUAAGUGUUUAAAUAAAGUUUAAAAUUUCUAUAUUGGUGUUUUCUUAUGCUUAAUUCAAACAUUAGUAAAUAUAUUUAUCUG
This is a messenger RNA of Gryllus bimaculatus (two-spotted cricket), 4062 nucleotides long. NCBI's taxonomy places the organism in Eukaryota, Metazoa, Arthropoda, Insecta, Orthoptera, Gryllidae. The record is from the annotation of a GenBank genome assembly.